AUGAGGCCGGGUGGCAAGGCAGCCGCUGUGUGGCGCAUCUUGCUGUCCUCAUUCUUGUGGACAGCUGUCCUCGCCAAGGAUGAGCCAUCCAUGACGGUCAACACGUUUGAAAAUCCGCCUUUGAAUAUCAACUACUUCGAGGACAGUGACGUUGUCAUAUUCGAAGACAAGAUCGAAGGCAAUGUCUACCGAUCAGCAGACGCAGGCGUCUCAUGGAAACGAGUCGAUUCCGUACCGGAUGGCAAAGUUCUCGAGCUCAUUAUGCAUCCGUUUGACAAGAAAAGGGCCUAUAUAAUUACCCCUAGCAAAACUCAAUUCCGAACCGAAGAUCGGGGAGAGACGUGGGCCAGGUUCAACACAAAAGCCCUUCCCAGCAAGUUCCAGCCCGAGGUCAUGGUCUUCAACGCCGGCGAUCCCGAUCGAAUCAUAUUCAACGCGAUGGACUGCGACGGCAUCUUUUGUGACGAGCAGUCAAUGUAUACCAUCGAUGGUUUCAAGAAGACCCAAGCCCUUCGUGUCAGCACGACGGGGUGUUGGUGGGCCAAGUCAUCCCCCGAAUUUACCACUGGCGAACCCGAAAAGGAUAAGUCGCGAGUGCUCUGCAUCGUUAGAGAUUCGAUAUCUUUCUUUCGGCAAGAACAGAAACUUGUUGUUUCCGAUGAUUUCUUUGCCGUUAAAGACAAGCACAUCCAAGAAUUCGAACCAAACAUCGAAACGAACAAAGGCGUCACCGGGUUCCUCAACUUGGCUGUGGUUAAGAAGUACCUACUGGUGGCUACCUCCUCCCCACAUAGCGACGAGAUGGCCCUCUAUGUAAGUGACGACACGAAAAAGUGGCACCGAGCCAUGUUCCCCAAGGACGACAGCCAUGACCACUCGCAUAGAAUCAAUCAAGGCGCAUAUACUGUCCUGGAAGGCACAAACUAUAGCAUUCAGGUUGACGUCAUGACUUCUCAUCCUUCACGGCCCAUGGGUGUCCUAUUUACCAGUAAUUCGAAUGGCACCUACUUCACCGAGAAUAUCCCAUACACCAAUCGCAAUACCAAAGGCAAUGUUGAUUUUGAAAAGAUCUCUGGUAUCCAGGGCAUCUUUCUUGUGAACACCGUCAAGAACGGUGCAGAAGUAGCAAAGGAGAAGAAGGACAAGAUUAUCGUGAGCCAUAUCACCUUUGACGAUGGCCGGACAUUUUCGGAAAUCAAGUCUGGUAACGACAGACUACAUCUGCAUUCGGUUACGGAGUUGGACAACAUGGGCCGCGUCUUCUCCAGUCCUGCGCCAGGUUUGGUCAUGGGAAACGGCAAUACGGGUGAAUCUCUGGGAAGGUUUGCCGACGCCAAUCUGUACGUCUCGGACAGUGCUGGGUCGACAUGGAAGAAAGCUCUGGAUGGGCCCCACAAGUACGAAUUCGGCGACUCGGGUUCAAUCUUAAUCGCCAUCAAGGACUCAGAUAAGCCGGACAUCAAAGAAUUCUCAUAUUCACUCGACCAUGGAGAUAAUUGGAAGAAUGUGCCCUUACCUAAGGAUCUCAGUAUUAAGCCGGACGUGUUAAUUACUACUCAGGAUUCCACCAGUCUAAAGUUCCUGCUUUUGGGUGAAAGGGAUCGCACCUUUCACAUGAUUGCUAUUGACUUUGAAGGGCUCAAAGAGCGAACUUGUGAGGACGGGGAUUUGGAAGACUGGCACGCCAGAGUUGACAAAGACGGCAACCCCAGCUGCAUCAUGGGCCACAAGCAAACAUAUUCUCGCCGCAAGAAAUCCGCAGACUGCUUCAUCAAGAAGCCGUUCGAGGACCCCGUCCCCAAGACAGAGGACUGCGAAUGUACCGAUGCCGACUUCGAAUGCGACUACAAUUUCCAGAGGGACAAAGACAAUAAGUGUGUACUGGCGGGUCCCAUCCCUGUGCCCAGUGAGGAGUGCAAGAACAAUCCCGAUGGCACGUUUAAGGGUUCAUCCGGCUGGAGGCUUAUUCCCGGCAACACAUGCAAAAGAAAGAGUGGUGAGCAAAAGGACGACAAGGUCGAGCGAAAGUGCUCUGAAGGCGACACAAAGCCCUCACAGCCACCUGCUACUGGGGAGGUUACUUUGAAGCAGAAAAUCUUUGACUUUAGCCACGACAGAUUUGAGAAGAUAUAUCUCGAGAAGGGUGAUGCGAGCACCUCCACAGACGAGACUGUCAUUUUGUGGCCAGCAUCAGAUGGGAACCAAAUUUGGCUUUCUCACGAUCAUGGCAAGGAGUGGAAGCAGAUUCUCAAGGGAGAAAAUGUUCACGGCAUUUUCCCACACCACUACUUUAAUGAUGUCGUUUACUUUACAACUGACGACAGGAAAAUCAUUUACACCGUUGACCGUGGACAAUCCUUCCACACCUUUAAAGCCCCAUCAAAACCAAAGACGGGCGCAAUGCCUUUCGCAUUCCACCCAGAUAAGAAGGACUGGCUACUGUGGAUGGGUGAGACAUGCGAGAAGGUCGGGGGGAAGGAGUCUUGUUUCCCCGAAGUAUCUGUUUCAAGAGAUCGUGGGGAUAACUGGAAGACGCUGCGACGUUAUGCAGAGAAGUGCGAGUUUACUGGUAGCUCUGCAUACAAAUUCCGCGACGAGAAGCAGAUCCUUUGUCUUGUCAACAUCGAAGAGCGUAUGGAUUCCAACCUCACCGUCAUUACGAGCGACAACUUUUUCUACGAUGAGCCAGUCAAAUUCGAUGGGCAAGUAAUCAACUUUGCAACCAUGAGCGAGUUCAUACUUCUAGCUAGCAAGGAUCCUGAGACUGGCGCCACACGUGCGGUUGCCAGCAUGGAUGGCAAGAAUUUCGAGGUGGCACGUUAUCCCCACAACUUUCACGAGGGACAUAAUGACGAUUACACAGUUCUGGACAGCUCUACGCAUGCCGUCAAUCUCUUUGUUCGUUCAGAGGCUGGCGCUGGCCGCCUGUAUGGCUCGAUCAUUAAGAGCAACUCCAAUGGCACAUCUUAUGUCGUUAGCGCUGCAAAUGUCAACAGCGAUGCGGACAUGUAUGUCGACUUUGAAAAGGUUGCCGGGCUGGAAGGGGUAGCUCUGAUUAAUGUAGUCACCAACGCAGACAACAAGAAGGAGACGACGAAUACGUUGCAGACCAAGGUUUCGCACAACGAUGGAUCACAGUGGGGAUACCUGCCGCCUCCCGCAAAGGACGUAGAAGGCAAAUCGUACUCUUGCAGCAGUGCCAAGGGAGGCAGCAAGUGCGCCCUUCACUUGCACCACUACACGGAGCGCGACGAUAAGCAGCGGACGUUUGCCGCGGACACUGCUGUGGGAUUCAUUUUUGGCGUUGGCAAUGUUGGGUCCAGCCUGGGUGACAUCAAGGACGCCGAUACCUUCUUGAGUACUGACGGGGGCAUCACCUGGACAAACGUAAAGAAGGGACACUGGACUUGGCAGUACGGUGAUCAAGGAUCUAUCAUGGUUCUUGUUCAACGAGCCACUCGCAAGAAUGAUGUCAAAACCAAGAUUGUGUCCUACUCCACCGACGAAGGCAAGACCUGGAAAGACAUGGAGUUCUUCGAGAGCGAAGUCACCGUUUUGGAUAUUACGACGCUUAAAUCGGGAACCUCUCGAAACUUUCUUUUAUGGUGUCGAGACAAAGACAAGAUGAUUACGGUUAACCUCGAUUUCAGCGGCCUCGCAGACAAGCCAUGCAAAUAUAACAAAGAUUCAGCAGCUGAGUCGGAUUAUACAUUGUGGGGACCCCAACAUCCACUACAAGCCGAUAACUGCCUGUUUGGCCAUGAAGCCAAGUACCUUCGCAAGAAGACUGAUCGCAAAUGCUACAACAAGGAGAAUCUCAAGCGCUUGGUGGAGUUUAAAAAUUGCCCCUGUAAACGAGAGGACUUCGAGUGCGCCUACAAUUUUGAGUUGGAAGAUUCUGAUUCUCAGCAGUGCCGACUGGUUAAGGGCUACCAACCUCUGUCGGGCAAGGAGUGGUGCUCCAAAAAUCCAAACGCAACCUCAUACUUUGACCCAACAGGUUACCGUCGAAUCCCUCUCUCCACCUGUGAAGGCGGCAGGGAACUGGACAAGGCAUCUGAGGAACAUCCGUGUGAAGGCCACGAGGACGAAUUUGAGAGGAAGCACCGAACCUCAGGCUUGGCGAUAUUCUUUGCCGUGGUGAUCCCAUUCACAUUGGCGGGGGCCAUUGGCUGGUGGGUUUAUCGUAACUGGGACGGCAAAUUCGGCCAGAUUCGACUAGGCGACACAUCUUCCACUUUUGACAGCGACCGGCCAUGGGUUAAGUACCCCGUCAUUGCGGUAUCGGCUGUGGUGGCAGUAGUGGCAACCUUACCUCUUCUCGUCGGUGGUCUCUGGCGAUCCGCGACGGGCUCAUACAGCCGUAUACGUGGCGGUAGCGGACGAGGCUGGUUCUCUAGUGGGAACCGACGGUUUACGACUAGGGACAGCUUCGCACGGGGCCGUGGUGACUAUGCCGUUGUCGAUGAUGACGAAGGGGAGCUGCUAGGGGACGAUAGUGAUGAUGAGGUAUGA
Molecule: messenger RNA, 4515 nt
Organism: Metarhizium acridum CQMa 102
Lineage: Eukaryota; Fungi; Ascomycota; Sordariomycetes; Hypocreales; Clavicipitaceae
Gene: VPS10
Product: vacuolar protein sorting/targeting protein PEP1
Biological process (GO): protein targeting to vacuole; Golgi to vacuole transport; Golgi to endosome transport
Cellular component (GO): Golgi apparatus; membrane
Molecular function (GO): protein binding
Source: RefSeq, a predicted model, not a curated record